ACAGCUGGAGUACAGGAUCGAGAUCUGGGCUCCCCAGUUCAAACUGGAGAGAGUCCAGCAGAGGCAACUGCAGCAUCUGAGGAGGAGAGGAUGAGCCUUGGGUCUAUCUAUCCUGGAGAGCAGCCUGAGAGGAGGAUAUUCUUGAUGCUGAUCAAUAGCCGAAGGUUGGAGGGCAGGGGGAUCGGCCCAGACUCUUGUCAGUGUGGCCCAGGAGGUUCCACCUAAAAAAAGCUGCUUUUGUGUGACGGUGCUGGAGCCCUUGAGCAGGCUGCUCAGAGAGCCUGUGGAGCCUCCUUCUCUGGAGAGAUUCCAAACCUACCUGGACACUGUGAUCCUGGACAACUUGCUCUAGGUGAGCUUGCAUUAGCAAGGGACUAAGUGAUCUGUGAGUGACCCAGAGAAAUUAGAUGAAACGCUGGGGCCUGGUGAAGACUCAAGGGAGUGGGAGAUGAUUUUAAACCAGCACAUGGGGUGCUGCUUUGUUCUUCGCUUUCCAGUCUCUUGUUGCUGCAAAAAACAACAACCAGACAAACCCAAACCAACCCCAUAAUGUUGCUGACUCCACAUCCCCACUUUCACUGGGGACCCUGCUGUGUCAGCAGGAUGAUGUGAGGUUGUACAGGGUCUGGAGGGUGAAAGGGAGAUUAGACAAAGCAGGAUUAGAACCCCACUAAAUCUCUGGUCUUUCUGCAGGUUCCAUUAACUUCUCAUCACUUAAGGUGCUCUUCAUCAGCAUUAGAAGGGGGUUAGAGGCACCCCUCUGGGCAAUGCCUUUUCACUGAGCCAAGUCCUUGUAUGGAUUUUGCCAUCUCCAACGCUGUGACCAUCCUGGGAUGAAGGUGCUGAGACCUCUGCCUGUGCUGGGAGGGGUCCAGGUGCUGCCUGCCCCAUGGCUGCUCUCACUCCUCAUUUCAUGUAUAUUUCCCCCCACCAUUUAUAUUUUCAGAAGUGACUACUCAGGCAGCGUGUGGCCAGGCUGGUCAGGAGUACUGAAGGCAAUCACAGAAUCACAGAAUCAGCAUGGUCUGGGGUGGAAGGGGGACCUCCAAAGGUAGUCUAGUCCAACAACCCCUGCAAUGAGCAGGGACAUCAUCUGCUAGAGCAGGUUGCUUAGAGCCUUGUUGAGCCUGACCUUUGGGGCUGUGUUCCUGGGCAGCCUGUUUGGGGAACAACAGCCAGUCCCAGGUGCUGAGGAGGAGGGGCCAGGCUCAUGGGGGAAGGCAGCUGGGAUGUGCUGUUCAGCCAUCAGCUGUGGCUUGAGUCACUCUUUAUCCCCUCCAGAAUAAAGAGCUGAUUAUUAAAGGGGAGGAGGACAAGCCCCUCAGAUUGAAAAACAGCUUAAGGGUAUUUGACUGCAAAGCUCCCUAGGCACGUCAGACUCUCCUGUGUUAUAAAGGGCCUUCGCUUUUGGGGAGGUUCACCUGCAUCAGCUGGCCUGGUACUGCUGCAGCUCCUGUAGAUCAAUGUUGUACUCCAACAGCUCACAGGAGCCUUCAAAUAACGGGACCCCAGGGCCUUAUGAUGGCCCCCAGUGGCCCCACCAGGCUCCACGAAGCAUGUACCUGUCGGUGGCAGUGCUGAUGGGCUUUGUUGUGGUGGCUGCGUCAGUUGUGAACGGCUUGGUCAUUGUGGUUUCCAUCAGGUACAAGAAGCUGCAGUCCCCUCUGAACUACAUCCUGGUGAACCUGGCUGUGGCUGACCUGCUGGUGACACUCUGUGGCAGCUCUGUCAGCUUCUCCAACAACAUCAACGGCUUCUUCAUCUUUGGCAAGCGGAUGUGCGAGCUGGAGGGCUUCAUGGUCUCCCUGACAGGUAUUGUGGGACUGUGGUCCUUGGCCAUCCUGGCCUUUGAGCGCUAUGUUGUGAUCUGCAGACCCCUGGGAGACUUCCGAUUCCAGCACCGGCACGCGGUCAGCGGCUGCGCCUUCACAUGGAGCUGGUCACUGCUCUGGACGACACCACCACUCAUGGGAUGGAGCAGCUAUGUGCCUGAAGGUCUGAGAACAUCUUGUGGGCCCAACUGGUACACUGGUGGCAGCCACAACAACAGCUAUAUCUUGGCCUUGUUUGUUACCUGCUUUGUGAUGCCACUUAGCCUGAUUCUCUUCUCCUACACCAACCUGGUGAUGACCCUAAGAUGGGCUGCGGCACAGCAGAAGGAAUCAGACACAACCCAGCAGGCAGAGCGGGAAGUGACGCGCAUGGUGAUCGUGAUGGUGAUGGCUUUCCUCAUCUGCUGGCUGCCCUACACCACCUUUGCCCUGGUGGUGGCCACCAACAAAGACAUCAUCAUCCAGCCGGCACUCGCAUCCCUGCCCUCUUACUUCUCCAAGACAGCCACAAUUUACAACCCAAUUAUCUAUGUCUUCAUGAACAAGCAGUUCCAGGGUUGUCUGCUGAAAAUGAUCUGCUGUGGUCACCAUCCUUGGGGGACAGGAAAAACUGCUCCUGCUGCUCCCAGACCUCAUGCGGGCAUCACUGCAGAACAGAUGCAGAAUAAGCUGUCACCAUCCCACCCUGUCUAACUGCUGUCAGAUCCUGCCUGAACCAAGAUGGAGCUCCAAAACCUCAUCCCACCAGGCACUGGUGCUUGUGCAAACACAAGAUUCAUUGUGACACCUGAUGAGAUGAGCUAAAAUGUUCCACUGAAUAUUCCACCCCACCAGGUGUUCCUAUUUGUCAUCUGGAAUAGGGUGUAGAUGCCUCCUGCCCUUCCAACCUAAGCCAUCCUAGGAUUCUACAGACCUGCAUGAAUCCAGCAGCAACUCGAGUAGGAUGUAGCAUCUUAUAAUUAGUUUAGGGUUUGACCUUCCACAUGCACCAUGUGCCUCCCGGAGUCACUUUUCAAUCCAUGUUUUUCAGCACAUCCUGCCAGGAAAUUGGCUUAUACCGAGAAGUGGAGUAGGACAUGGGGCAUGCGGGGAUAUGUGUGUGUGUAUAUGCCUUUACUUUACACCAGUCUUUUCUAAGUGGAGAAUUGUCCAUCCCAGCUGCAUACAGAGUGAUGGUCAUCAUGCCUGGCCUUGUGCAAUGUUUGAUACCGAUGUUUUGCUACCAUGUGAAGGCUGCAGAAACUCACUGUACCUGCAUCCUAACCAACUUUUGUAUUUCAGUAUUAUCUCUCUGUGUACUUUUGCUCAGAAUGGUUAAUAUUUAUGAUAUGAAACUAAAAUAAAAA
Pogoniulus pusillus (Red-fronted tinkerbird) is the source of this 3178-nucleotide messenger RNA. RefSeq names its product pinopsin. NCBI's taxonomy places the organism in Eukaryota, Metazoa, Chordata, Aves, Piciformes, Lybiidae. Gene Ontology annotation, cellular component: plasma membrane; photoreceptor outer segment. The record is from RefSeq and is a predicted model, not a curated record. Gene Ontology annotation, molecular function: G protein-coupled photoreceptor activity. Gene Ontology annotation, biological process: visual perception; phototransduction; G protein-coupled receptor signaling pathway. The transcript is spliced from 5 exons. Bases 1464 to 2525 code for a protein of 353 amino acids.